Anopheles moucheti is the source of this 3567-nucleotide messenger RNA. Its product is annotated as toll-like receptor 6. The transcript is spliced from 2 exons. Lineage: Eukaryota; Metazoa; Arthropoda; Insecta; Diptera; Culicidae. The record is from RefSeq and is a predicted model, not a curated record. Gene Ontology annotation, molecular function: protein binding. Bases 1 to 3567 code for a protein of 1188 amino acids.
AUGGGGCUCGAACGUUGUGUAUGGAGCUUGCUACUGUUCCUUGCGAUACUGCAUAAGGUGUACAGUACAGUGCAUCCAAUUUCAUUAACAUGUGAACCACCGACAUGUCGAUUCAGCGGACUGUAUUACGCUUUGCCAGGGCAUACGGUCGCUCUGCAUAUAAAAUUUGACUCUGAUUAUUACAAUCAUGUGUAUUUCGAAAACUCAACCCUUCCUGUCAUACCGUUGACCCUGUUUUCGAAGGAUAGCGGUGUUCAAAUGCUUAACAUCUCCAGGUGUGAUCUGUACGAGGUGUCACCCAGAACGUUCCGGGCCGCAGAUGACCUAAAGUAUCUCUACCUUGACAACAACCGGAUUGAGAAGCUCUACGAUGGCAUGUUUAUUGGGGCAUUCAAUUUGGAAGAUCUCCGUUUGGCGAACAAUCAUAUCAAAACGAUCGAACAGCAGAUGUUUUUUGGAUUAAACGAGCUGCUGAAGUUAGAUCUGUCCGGAAACUUGAUACGAUCGCUCCCGAGAGGCAUCUUUGCUGAACUUAGUAAACUAACGAAAAUGUCACUGGCAGACAACUACUUAUCGCAUCUGGAGGAAAAUAUGUUCUCGGGCAUGACGGCGUUAGAAGAAUUGGACUUGAGCGGUAACAUUUUACGUAUCUUAGAGGCGGAUGCGUUCAACGGAUUGUUAAACUUGGAGCGAUUAAUUCUGCAAAAUAAUCGUCUAGAGGUGAUAGAUUCGCAAGCCUUUAGUCAAUUAGAAUUUAAGCUCAAGCAACUAGAUUUGAGCAAUAACAAUUUGAAGUCGUUAUCUAGUGAUGUUUUCAGACCGUUGAGCAGCUUGGAGACUCUGGAACUAAAUCAGAACUAUAUUUCUCAUCUUGACGAUACAUUGUUCGAAGGCAAUCCCAAUUUGGAGCUGAUAAAUUUGAACAAUAACACGAUCACCACACUAAAUCCAGCCCUUAUUGCGGGUCUGAGCAAUCUUGAGCGGUUCUCGUUCGAACAUAACCUGUUGCGAGAGUUGAAUGUGCAAAUGUUUGCGAACAAUUCGGCAAUCAAGCGUAUAUGGUUGACAGGAAAUCAUCUGAAGGAGAUACAUCCCGGUACGUUUGAUGGCAUGGGGCGCUUGGAAGAGCUGCAUCUGAAAACCAACUUGCUCACUUCCUUUGAGGGAGGUUUGUUGAAGGAUUGCAGUGCAUUGACGGAACUGUAUUUGUAUGACAACUCGAUUAAACAUCUGAAAGCUGGUGCGCUGCAAGGUGCAGUUAAUCUACAGACUCUCAACAUGGAUAAGAAUGAGAUAACAAUCAUCGAUGAACACUUCCUGGACGAUGUGCCACAAUUAGAAACCCUAUCUCUGGUUGAUAACUUCAUCAAGAGGGUACCUGUGGGGCUUUUUAGCAAACAAAAUAAUCUGACGUACAUCAUGCUAUCGGAAAACCAGAUAAAAGAAGUGGAACCGGACACUUUUAGUAUCGUGGAUAGUUUAUUGGAGCUGUACCUGGAUAGCAACCAAAUCGAACAUAUCGAAGCAGGCGUGUUAAAUCUGACGAGUCUCGAGUACCUUGAUCUGUCGCAUAAUUUAAUCAAAGAAUUGAACGAAGCCGCUUUGACAGGGGUACCCAAUCUAAAAACAUUAAGGCUGGAAUCGAAUCUCCUUGAGGACGUCCCACCUGCUAUCAACAAAACCACCAACCUAACCGAGCUUGGCCUUCAACGUAACCGUAUCAAGAAGCUGAAGACUGGACAGUUUAGUCAAAUGUCAAAUCUACUCACACUGAUGCUGGAUGGCAAUAUGAUACAUACGAUGGAACAGGACUGUUAUCGUGGGUUGGUAUCUCUUACAACGUUGGCAUAUGAAAAAAACAUGCCGGUUUACAAGUUCGACGAUAUAUUCAAGCAUUUGCCCAAUCUUACCAUGCUGUACUUGUACGAUACGAAUUAUUCGGGUAUGAAUAGCGUUACAUUCGGUUCAUUGAAGAAUCUAGAAUUUUUGUCGCUCAAUAGAAAUCCCAUGAUUGGGGUAGAUCCAGCAUUCUUGGUUGGCUUGAAGAACUUAACUAAGUUUUACGCAAGUUAUACCGAAAUCAGCUACAAUGGCAGCUAUUUCCAGGCACUUCCGAAAUUACAGAACAUAGUUCUUGUGGGUAACAACAACACAUCCAUCGAUGAGCACUUCUUUACAGGAGUACCUGGAUUGGUUUCCUUAGACAUUCAGGAUAACCCGUUACAGUCGAUUAGUGUAAAUGCAUUCCGAAAUCUGAGGAAUCUCACCGAGCUGUUCAUUGGACCGUACAAGGGAGAACUGAAGGACAUACUCACGGGUAAUACAGAGUUGAGCAAGCUGUACCUGAAACAAAUGAACUUUACUAACUUGUCGGAUCAAUUCUUCCGGGCGAAUCGGAAGUUAACAACGUUGACGAUUGAUGGAAAUCCGAACCUCUCUGCACUAAAGCCAGCCUGGUUUAAGCAUCUAUCAUGCCUGGAUUAUCUGGAUGUUUCAUCCAACAACAUUUCCGAUCUUCCAAUAGAGGUGUUCGAGAAUAUACCCGUUCUGCAUCAGCUGUUCCUAAUGAGCAACCCUCUGAGAGUGCUGGAUGUGAAUGCGUUCCAAAAUCUGACUGCAUUGACAUUGCUCGAUCUGGAGAACACUUCGCUCGCUGAACUUCCUGUCGGAAUAUUUGAUGGACUGUACAAGUUGGAAGAGUUGUACUUGAGUGAAAAUCACCUUGCAAACCUACGGAAUGGCACUUUCCGACAGCUGUACUCGCUACGUCUUCUGGAACUUUCCAAUAACUCGAUCGAACAUAUCGAUCCGUUCCUGUUCGCAGAUAUGCCAAGACUGAAGGAGAUUUAUCUGUCGUACAAUAAGCUGACUUCUCUGGAUGAACGUGUAUUUGCUUCUCAAUUAACUUUACAGGAACUAUCCUUGUCGCACAAUCGGAUUGUUACCUUUGAUUUGCAUGCGAUGAGCACGAUUGCACGUACACUAGUCUACCUUGCUUUGGAUACGAACAAGCUGAACUCAUUGAAAAUCUCUCCAAACUUGGAGUAUCUUACAGCAGACGAUAACCAGCUUUCAACGGUACUGCUACCCGAUUCGGACUACUAUCGAAUGACAAUAUUAUCAGUGCAGAACAAUAGCUUCACCUCGCUGGAGUCGAUCUACCGAUUCAAUCGAUUGCACGAGCUCAAUGUGACUCUGAACAGAAUUGCUAAAGUGGAUUUGGCGUUGGUGGCAGAGAAGUUCCAACGAUUGAACGUGUUCAAUGCAUCGUUGGCAGCCAUCGAGUCAUUGGGAAGUACGAUAAAGGCUUACGAACAUAGGACAUUGCGGCAUUUAGACCUGUCGAACAACACACUCACAGGGGUUGAGUUUAGUAAGCUGGGACAGUUUCCGAUGUUGGAUAGUUUUGCAUUCAGCGGAAAUCCUGUUGGAGAGAAGGACCUCUUACAAUUGGUGAACAAGUUCCCGAAGCUUCGCUUGUUCGACUUGAACGGUUUGGGUUUGAAGCCGAUCUUUGCACAGAAGAUUGCCAAUUACAGGUCGAACGAGAGUGGAUUUGAAAAUUGA